UCCAAUAUCCCCAUAAAGAGAAAUGAACCGAUGAGAUAAGACUAAUUAAUAUAAACUGGAACAAAAGGAAACAUUUGACCAGUCUGUUAAAGUAUAUCGCUCAGUAUGAAAUCGUUAGUCUGGAUUGUGGCUCUUUUAGCAGCCGUGCAUUAUGGCUCCUGCAUGGAUAGCCGAGAAGCGUUCUUGGAACAAUUGCGUAGCGUCAGGGCGCAAAUGAGUACCGAAGCUAUGUACAAAAGAAGACUUAUGACUCUAGUGGAAAGCAUUUGUCCAGGAUAUGCCGAACCCGUUGAGAACGCAACCUUGAAAGCUAUUAGUUGUUUUGAAUUACUGGACGAGGAGUCUGAAACAGCAUGCUCUUUGGUCAAAAACAGCUUUAAAACAUGCAUUUCGCCCAUAGUCAAUGUAUUUGAAGAAUGCUUACCAGCUACAGGAAAGCAGUUACCCAAUUUCGCUGUAGAUGCAGUUUUGGCAGUUAGCGAACAUAUCUGUCGCAUAGAUGGCGAGCAUAUUAUUGAGUUAAGCAACAAAUGUUUUAGAAAUGUGAACUACCGCACUCAAAAGUGCAUUAAACGCAACCAAGCCAAAGUACAGCAAUAUUUGAGAGAUAAGAAAUUUCCUUCUGUUCAAGAAACUUGCGAGUUAAUGGACAGUAAUAAAGCAUGUCUUGACUCUCAUCUGGCAUCUGCAUGUGGAAAUAGCAUAACCAGAGAAGCCUUUUUAGAUGUUUUCAAAGUUCUAAAGAACGUCUGCAAUACAUAUUCUCAAAGUUCCCAAAAUAACAUCGAACUUCUUUAUUAAAAUGUGUAACAUAAUAAAUAUUAAUAUAUGUAAUGGAAUAAAUCGAAAAAAAUAUAAAAUAAAAAUGUAAACAUAAGCCCAUCUCGUUUUUUUAAUGUGCGACGAAUUCGAUUAAAAACAGUCAUAAUAUAACUGUCAUAAUAUUAUCAUGAUCUAUAAUUAAAAUAAAUUAUUUAUUACUUGUUAAAAAAAUAUUUAAAUAUUUUAUAAAUACACAUCUAGCUAUUUA
Sitophilus oryzae (rice weevil) is the source of this 1030-nucleotide messenger RNA. RefSeq lists its product as uncharacterized. Bases 106 to 801 code for a protein of 231 amino acids. NCBI's taxonomy places the organism in Eukaryota, Metazoa, Arthropoda, Insecta, Coleoptera, Curculionidae. The record is from RefSeq and is a predicted model, not a curated record. The transcript has 5 exons.